AUGGUGAAGCAAGUAAGCAAUAAGAACCAGAUUCAGCAGUAUAAGAAGAGACAGAACAACCUUAAUAAGCUACUGUAUAACCAGCCGUCAAGGCUUCUGAUUUCUCCGAUGCAAGUCCUUGUGAUAUCUCUUAUCUUCAUUGCAAAUGUAUUUCUUCUGCAUAUACUUGCAAAGCUUGUGCCUGGCUCGUCACUGCCCCAGGCCGCAAUAGCCCUGAUGGUUGUCCUGCUAUCCAUCGCAUUCUCCUUUCUAUCUAGUAAAUGA
Messenger RNA from Encephalitozoon hellem ATCC 50504, 264 nucleotides. RefSeq lists its product as uncharacterized. The transcript has a single exon. NCBI's taxonomy places the organism in Eukaryota, Fungi, Microsporidia, Unikaryonidae. The record is from RefSeq and is a predicted model, not a curated record. Bases 1 to 264 code for a protein of 87 amino acids.